Centruroides sculpturatus (bark scorpion) is the source of this 1002-nucleotide messenger RNA. RefSeq names its product glutamate receptor ionotropic, delta-2-like. Gene Ontology annotation, molecular function: ligand-gated monoatomic ion channel activity. NCBI's taxonomy places the organism in Eukaryota, Metazoa, Arthropoda, Arachnida, Scorpiones, Buthidae. The record is from RefSeq and is a predicted model, not a curated record. Bases 1 to 1002 code for a protein of 333 amino acids. Gene Ontology annotation, cellular component: membrane. The transcript is spliced from 5 exons.
AUGCCCGGUCCGGUGACUUAUAGUUCCUCUCUUCUGGUGGAUUUCUCCUCCCCCGUCCGCAUCGUUCCAAUAAAAUUCGUCGUAAAUAGAAUCGAAUCCAAAUUGAAUUGGAAUGCGAUUUUAAGACCUUUCUCUUUGCAGGUUUGGCUGGCAAUUUUGACCACAAUCGUUUCGGCAGGAUUCUUUGUGACAAAAAUAAUUAAUUACAACUUGAAAAGAGACGGAAUUAGAGAACAUUGGACUUUCCAAAAGACGUUUUGGUUUCUUUUCGUGGUGCUGAACAGACAAGCGGUUAAUAUGAAUCCUAUACGUCGAUUUCCGUCGAGAUUAUCCGUGGGAAUUUGGUUACUUUCGACGUUGAUUAUGGUGUCUAGUUACAGCGGGAUUUUGAUGUCGUACUUGACCGCUCCGUCUAGCCAAUCCGUUCCCACCACGUUCUUGGAAUUGGCCGAAUUGGUGAAGAGAGGAAUUUAUUCUUGCGGAAUAUCUGCCGACGACACCAUGUAUAAAAUGCUAAAUGAAUCAGGAUUCGAAUUCACGAAGAUCUUAUUAGAAGACGUUACUUCAAAAGAUAACGUCGUGGACAAUCCUACAAAAGUAGUGGCAAAGCUGCAAAAAGGACACUUCGCCUACAUCACUACCGUACUUUAUUAUAAAGGAGUCAUUCAGCCCGAAAAAGGACACUGGGUGACUUCCGUCGAUUCUCUGGCAGAAAUUCCCGUUUCGUACGGAAUUAAUAAGAGAUUCCCUUACAGAAAAUAUAUUGACAGAACAAUUUCGACUCUGGCCGCCGGCGGAUUGCUGCAGUCAAGAAAAAAAAGAAUUGCCGAUUCGGUCGAAGAGAAAACUAAAGAAAUUCGACCUUUGACGGUGGAGAAUUUUCUAGCCGCUUUUCUUUUGUUGGGAAUCGGAUACGCUGUAUCUAUUAUCGCUUUGAUUUUGGAGUUAAUAAUUCGCAGACAGUGGCCAGUCCGUAACUCCGUUUCGACAAUCUCUUCUUAA